Staurois parvus is the source of this 357-nucleotide messenger RNA. Lineage: Eukaryota; Metazoa; Chordata; Amphibia; Anura; Ranidae. The record is from the annotation of a GenBank genome assembly.
UUUUACAAGCCGGGACAAGAAGUAAAAAUACGAAUUUUGGCCUUCUCUGCCGAUCUGAAGCCUUACAUGUCUACCAUUGAUAUACACAUUAUGGACCCACGUGGAAACUUACUUGAGCAGUGGAUGGAAGAGGAAGCUGAAUUAGGAGUUGUAUCAAAGAGUUUUCAGUUAAGUGACAAUCCGCCACUUGGAGACUGGUCGAUAAAAGUAAAAUUACAACAUCAACCUUAUUAUCAAACAUUUACUGUAACCCAGUAUGUUUUACCCAAGUUUGAAGUUCUUCUGUCUACUCCCUCAUAUCAGUCAAUAAAAACUGGGUCAUUAGAAGGAACAGUUACUGCCAAGUAUACCUAUGGC